This is a messenger RNA of Lucilia sericata (common green bottle fly), 1256 nucleotides long. RefSeq names its product probable pseudouridine-5'-phosphatase. Lineage: Eukaryota; Metazoa; Arthropoda; Insecta; Diptera; Calliphoridae. The transcript has 3 exons. The record is from RefSeq and is a predicted model, not a curated record. Bases 343 to 1035 code for a protein of 230 amino acids. Gene Ontology annotation, molecular function: phosphatase activity.
AAUGCAAUUCAGGUGUUUUUCCAAUAAGGUCCAUAAAAAACUUAACAGCUGUUGUAAAGUUUGCUCUGUUCUUUUUUUCUUGUGGAUUUAAACGGUGCAGCAGUAAAUUAAUGUAAUCGUGACCUUGAGUUGGUCAAGAAACAACAAAUUUUUAUCUUGUUAUUAUAGAAAAGUGUGAAAAUUUUAAGUUUUCAUAGAAUAAUUGCAUUGUAAAACAUUCCUUCCAGUUACAUCAUUAAUAGUUUUGUUAUUUAAAAAUUGUGUGAUAAGAACAAAAGCUGAUUUUUAACCUUGAACUGUUUAUUUCUAUUGCGGAAGUUUUAUAAGAAUUGUAAUUAAAAUAUGGCACAAACUUAUAAAAAUGUAACCCAUUGUAUUUUUGACAUGGAUGGCUUAUUAUUAGAUACUGAACCUGUGUACGAGGAAGUCAUAAGGCAAAUAGCACAAGAAUAUAAUAAAACGUAUCCCAUAGAGGUGCGUCUUAAACUUUUGGGCACUACGGAACCACGCACUGCUGAAAUUGCGGUUACCGAUAUGGGUUUACCCAUCAGUCCGCAAGAGUUUUUGGAAAAAUUCCAUAAGUUAUGCCGUACGCUAUUAGCCAAUUGUCCAUUGAAGCCAGGAGCUGAACGACUUUUGCGUCAUUUACAUGCGCACAAUAUACCCUUCUGUUUGGCCACCAGUUCAGGAGAGGAAAUGGUCGAAAUAAAAAUCACCAACCAUCGUGAAGUGUUUAAACUAUUCCAUCAUCGUGUUUGCGGUUCUACCGAUGCUGAAGUAAAACAGGGUAAACCAGCUCCUGAUAUUUUCCUUAUUGCUGCAUCACGUUUUCCUGACAAACCAGAUCCAGCCAAAUGUUUGGUUUUCGAAGAUGCACCAAAUGGUGUUAAAGCUGCUCAUAGUGCUGGCAUGCAAGUGGUAAUGGUACCCGAUGAACGUGUACCCUUGGAAAUGUCUGCUUUGGCUACUCAACGUUUGAAAUCAUUGGAGGAUUUCCAACCGGAAUUGUAUGGUUUACCACCAUUUGAAAAGUAAAUGUUCAGAAAGAUGUAUUUUGAAUAUGAAUGUGCGUUGCAAUUAGUAUUGGCUUUUUUAUGAUUAUUUAAAACAUAUGUAUGUACCUUUUUAGUAAAAUUACAAAUUUAUUUGUAAACAAAACUGCAAGCUGAGCUUAACUUAAAUUUAGGUUUAAAAAACCUAAAUCACACUACUACCUUAUAAGAAUUUAAAUAAAUGUAAAAUUUUUAAAAAGCAAA